AUGUCGAACAGGCCUCAUCCUCUCCGUCAAUCAUAUACUGUUGACUACACAACGACCAAUAUAAAUCGCCAACUGUCUGCUGCUUCAUCGUCUGCAUCGUCUGGCUACUCGGCCAACUCUAAUAAUACUGAUCCGUCUGACUUUGGGCCACCUAGCGCAGCAUCAUCGAUAACUUCGAACGGCAAUGGCAGACCCAUCGCUACACACAAACGUGGCAUGAGCGAAACUGCACUUCGGUAUUCCUCACCGCGAUCAAGUAUAUAUGAUGAACCCAAGGCGAACCCGGAAAUCAUGUAUAACUUGGCCAGACAGUCUUUACGUCCGCUCCCACAGCCACCUGCUUCAGGACAGCAACUCGAAAAACCCAAGACACCCCCACGUCGCGACCGCCAAGAACGCGGGCAGAGUAUUGACAUCGGCAAGCUUUCUCUAUACGAGGAGAAAACUUCCCCUACUCCCCAAAGCAAGUCGCCAAAUGCCCGGCCUACUUCUAUGGUGCUCACACGAUCCGAUGUUAGACGCCCAAGUUUACCCGGGAGCCCGACGCACUCCUCUCAUCUCGUAGUUCAUCCUACUACUCUUGCUGCUCCCGACUUACAACAGAUGGGUCGCUCCUCCACAAACCAACUGCGCACCUUAUCCAAAUUGGCCCAGGAUAGUUCUGCCGAUGAAUUCGCCCUUACUUCCCAGGCCCAGGAGGUAGUUGGCCUGCGUGGACGACGAAGACUGCAGCGAGCAGGUAAUGCGAAUGGCUCUAGGAGUGGACAGCGCAGUGAUCGCUAUGGAUUCGAAGGGCGCAACUGGAUGGAUAAACAGAGACAGUUUCUCCAAGCAUACGAAUAUCUCUGCCACAUUGGUGAGGCAAAAGAGUGGAUUGAGGAUGUCAUUCAUCGUCAGAUUCCACCAAUUGUUGAGUUAGAAGAAGCUCUGAGAGAUGGUGUCACCUUAGCUGAGGUUGUGGAAGCUCUGAACCCUACUCGACGAUUUCGCAUAUUCCGAAACCCGCGACUUCAGGCAAGACACUGGGAUAAUGUAGCUGCUUUUUUCCGAUACCUAGAUGAGGUUGAGCUGCCUGAUUUAUUCCGAUUCGAACUGAUUGACCUUUACGAAAAGAAGAACAUCCCAAAGGUCAUAUACUGCAUACACGCCCUAAGUUGGCUUUUGUUCCGGAAGGGUAUUGUGGAUUUCAGGAUAGGCAAUCUGGUUGGCCAACUAGAGUUUGAACAUCAUGAGCUAGAGGCUAUGCAAAAAGGACUCGACAAGCUCGGUGUUAAUAUGCCUAGCUUCGGGAACAUGGGCGCAGACUUUGGCGUGGAGCCAGCGCCUGAGCCCGAGCCUGAAGAAACUGAAGAGGAACGAAUCGACCGCGAAUUGUCCGAAAACGAGGCCGCCGUCCUCGACCUCCAGGCGCAGGUGCGAGGUGCUAUGCUUCGACUACGACUCGGCCAUAUGAUGCAAGGAUUAUGGGACUCGGAAGACUGGCUCAUUGACCUCCAAGCGCGCAUUCGCGGCGAUUGGACCCGUCAAGUUAUAGGGUAUAGAUUGGAGAUGCGCAAGUUUGCUAUCAAUCUUCAGAGUGCCGCUCGUGGAUUCCUAGCCCGAAAUAGAAUGGCACGUAGAGAACACUAUUGGAAGAGCAAGGAAAAAGAUAUUACGAUACUACAGAGCUUGGUACGGGCCGCAAAAGUUCGUGACGAGGUACGAGAAACUCGAUCUCAAUUAUCACAGGCGGAUGGUCCUAUACGAAGCAUUCAAGCUGUGUUCCGAGGCCAACUAGCACGCAGAAAGUUCCUUUCCCAGCAGCAGGAGACGAAUCGUAUGUCCGGUCCAGUAUUGCAGCUUCAGGCCGCAAUAAGGGGAAUGCUAGCGCGGGAAAAAGUUAGUCAAGAUCUUUACUCACUUGGAGAAGAAACUCAAGCCGUUACUGGUCUUCAGUCCGCGAUACGAGGAAUGUUAGCACGGGAGAAAGUUAGCCAAGAUCUCUACUUCCUUGGAGAAGAGGCUGAAGCUGUUACCAGUUUGCAGGCUGCAGUUAGGGCGAUGCUGACGCGAAGUCAUAUCCACGAACAACGCGAGGCUCUCGCUAGCUUUGGUCCAAAAUGGGAGUCGCUUCAGUCAAUCUGUCGCGGCAAUUUACUUCGACAAGAUAUUCAGGCAACAAAGGCUGACCUAGGGCAACAUACCCCUGAGAUUGGAGCUCUGCAAGCUCAUAUUCGCGCAGCGGCAGUACGCCGGAAUAUUACCGAAACGCUGGAUGCUUUGAGCGACAAUGAACCAUCCAUACUUGAGCUUCAAUCACUAGCUCGAGGCAUGCUCGAACGACAGCGGAUCACUGCUGAGCUCGACUCUCUUGAAAGCCACGCUAUGAGUAUCAUAGAUCUCCAGGCUCGGAUUCGCGGGUCCCUGUUUAGAGAGCAGCACUCUCUGCUUCUCGAUGAACUACAAACGCACGAAGACGAAAUUGUCUCGUUACAAUCCCUUAUCCGAGCCAUGCUCCUGCGUAGCGAUGUCGGUCAACUACUAGCCGAACUUGACGAACACGAAGAAUCAAUAGCUGAAUUAGAAUCCUUAGCUAAAGGCUUUAUUGUUCGACAACAAUUUGCCGCCAAGAAGAAACACUUCGAGGAAAAUAUGCAGAAGGUGGUCAAGAUUCAAAGUUUCGUCCGCGCUAAGCUCCAGGGGGAGGCAUACCGAAGUCUCACGACUGGAAAAAACCCACCGGUUGGUGCAGUAAAGAACUUCGUACAUCUUCUUAAUGACAGCGAUUUCGAUUUCAACGAAGAGAUAGAGUUCGAGAGACUACGAAAAACAGUGGUUCAACAAGUUCGGCAGAACGAAAUGCUUGAGCAAUAUAUCGAUCAGUUAGAUAUCAAAAUCGCUCUGCUGGUGAAGAACAAGAUCACUCUUGACGAAGUCGUCCGACAUCAAAAUACCUUCGGUGGACACACUAGCAGUCUCUUAGCCAACGCCUCUAUUGCCUCAGCCAAUCAGUUCGACCUAAAAGCUCUCAACAAGAGUUCGAGAAAGAAGCUAGAAUCCUACCAGCAAUUAUUUUUCAACCUUCAAACUCAGCCACAGUACCUAGCGCGACUUUUCAGACGACUGAGAGAAUUAGGUACAGCUGAGAAGGAGUGUAAGCGCAUCGAACUUCUCAUGAUGGGACUUUUCGGCUAUGCACAAAAGAGACGAGAAGAAUACUACCUACUCAAGCUCAUCGCAAGAUCAAUACGAGAAGAAGUGGACGCAUGUAGCUCUAUCCAAGAGUAUCUUCGCGGAAACUUUUUCUGGUCGAAGCUACUAGGGAAUUAUUGUCGGUCGCCACGAGACAGGAAAUAUCUCAGGGAUUUACUCGGCCCAUUAAUACGAGACAAUAUCGUUGAGGAUCCCGCUUUAGAUCUAGAGAGCGACCCGAUGCAAAUAUACAGAUCUGCCAUCAAUAACGAAGAGCUCCGCACCGGUCGCCCUAGCCGGAGGCCACUCGACAUAACCCGAGAUCUCGCAAUCAAGGACCCGGAAACGCGCGAGUUAUUUAUUGACCACCUCCGGGAUCUCAGAGAAAUCUCGGAUCAAUACUUCCUCGCCCUAGAGGAUCGUCUUGCCCGAAUGCCCUACGGCCUACGGUUUAUCUGCCGGCAGAUGUUCGAAGCAUUAUGCCAACACUUUCAGCGUGAACCUCAACACCAUGUGCUCCAAAUUAUUAGCAAUUGGAUUUGGCGUUUUUACCUGCAGCCUGCGUUGGUUAACCCCGAGCAGGUGGGUGUGAUCGAGAAGACUCUGAGCCCUCUUCAAAAGCGCAAUCUAGGCGAGGUUGCUAAAGUUCUUGGCCAAAUCUGCUCGGGCCGUCCGUUCGGCGGUGAGAAUAUCUACCUACAACCUCUUAAUGCCUUUGUAGGGGAGUCGAUCGAGCGACUUGCUCACAUCACGAAUAACUUGAUCACCGUUGCGGAUGCUGAAAAUACAUUUGAUAUCGACGAGUUCAAUGAUCUCUACGCCAAGAACCGGCCCACACUAUAUAUCAAAAUGACGGAUAUAUUUGCAAUCCAUUCUCUCGUAUCACACGAGAUACCGACUCUCUGCCCCAACCGCGACGAUGUCCUUCGUGAGAUCUUGCAAGACCUCGGAAGUGCGAAGAACAAUGAGAGUGAAAUGAAUGCGUCCGGGUCUUCCGACAUCCAAAUGUUUUUGACGCCUAAGCUCCAUGAUGUUGAAGAUCCGGAGGCAGAUAUCAAGGCUCUUUUUAUGGAGACUAAGCGCUGCAUCCUGUACAUUAUUCGUGUGCAGACGGGCGCUAACCUUCUCGAAAUCCUUGUCCGCCCUCCCACUCAAGAAGACGAACACAAAUGGCAAUCACUUCUAAGGGAAGAUUUCGCGUCUGGUAGCAAUACCAAGGGAGCGUACUCGGACGUCAAUAUGGUCGACGUGACGCGAAUGUCAUACUACGACAUGAAGCGCAAUGCUCUAGAAAACAUUAUGCAUUUAGAGCAGAUGGGACGAAUUACAAAACAUAAUUACUACCAAGACAUUUUGAAUGCUAUCGCGCUGGAUAUUCGUACGAAGAGUCGCCGUAGAAUCCAGCGUCAACGAGAGUUAGAAGGAGUACGGCUCACUCUCGGGAAUCUACACGAGAAGGCCGAGUACCUAGAGCAGCAGCGCAAGAGCUACGAUGACUAUAUCGAGCAAGCCAUGGCUACGCUGCAGAAGAAUAAAGGGAAAAAGCGAUUCCUCCUUCCGUUCACGAAACAGUAUAACCACCAGCGAGAGCUUGAGCGUUCAGGACGUGUUCCCAAAUUUGGCUCUUAUAAGUAUAGUGUACGCGCUCUUGCCGAGAAGGGUGUUGUCGUGUCUUGGCAAGGCGUGUCGGAACGCGAUUGGAGUAAUAUCAACCUCACGAUCUCGUGCGACGAGGUAGGUGUAUUUAAUCUCGAGGGUAGCCGAGGCCACAUCCAGAUUCCAGGAGCGAGCGCCCUCAUCCCGAUCGAAGAUCUCUUACAGGCGCAGUUCGAGUCUCACCAGUUUAUGAAUGUGUUCGAGGGUAACUUGAGACUCAAUGUCAAUAUCCUCCUGCAUUUGUUGUACAAGAAGUUCUAUCGGACGCAAUAA
Molecule: messenger RNA, 5100 nt
Organism: Daldinia childiae
Lineage: Eukaryota; Fungi; Ascomycota; Sordariomycetes; Xylariales; Hypoxylaceae
Product: Ras GTPase-activating-like protein rng2
Exons: 2
Coding region: 1-5100 (1699 amino acids)
Biological process (GO): regulation of actin cytoskeleton organization; regulation of GTPase activity
Cellular component (GO): cytoplasm
Molecular function (GO): protein binding; GTPase activator activity
Source: RefSeq, a predicted model, not a curated record